This is a messenger RNA of Suhomyces tanzawaensis NRRL Y-17324, 798 nucleotides long. RefSeq lists its product as uncharacterized. Bases 1 to 798 code for a protein of 265 amino acids. The record is from RefSeq and is a predicted model, not a curated record. Lineage: Eukaryota; Fungi; Ascomycota; Pichiomycetes; Serinales; Debaryomycetaceae. The transcript is spliced from 2 exons.
AUGUUGAUCAAACCGCUUAACCUCCGAGCACCACGCCACAUCAUUGAUGAAGAAGAUGGCACCCCAGCCCCAAUCCCAGAUAUAGAAGUUGAGUUAGAUACCACAGAAUACGACUAUGUUUUGGUGGUACCCAAGACAGUAGGAAUUUUAACCGAAAGUUUUUCCAAUGGAGUCAAAGUAGGCUCGAUAUCUAUAACAUACCCCAAGCCAGAAGUACAGGAGCCCACCGAGGAAUACGACGAAGACGUCCAAUUAUAUAAUGCAGUGAUAGAGAAGGUGAAUGCCAAAAAAUAUCCUAGUCUCGAGUUGGACGUGAUGAAGCAUGGGUCUUUCAUUACUGUCACUAUCCCACAGUUCUCAAAUGUCAUCACAUACAACGUUUUAAGUACUGUUUUAGUUAAGGUUCUUAGGCCUCAAAAGUCGUGGCUACUCAUUGCCCCCUGCAGCUUGAACAACAACCAAACCAUCAAUAAACUUGUGGUCCAUAAGCUGCUUGUGCUCCCUUCUUUAUAUGAUUCCAUUCCAUUUUUACAGCCACCCCACUCAAUAACAGGUAUUUCUGGCGCUGUUACCUCCAAGCUCAGCUUAGUGCAAGACUCUGAGGCCAUCAUUUUGGUGUUGAAUUCCGAAGGACAAUCUGGUUUCGAGAUUUCUGACAAUGAUUCGAUUGUGGACGCCGCAUACGCUGUUGCCGAAUUGAUUCUUCAAGAUCUCAACCAAAGAGAGGAAUAUUUGAAGAAAGUUAGCAGCACCGUCAGGAAGUUCAAUGGAUUCUCUAACUCUGGAAUGUAUAUUUAG